CCAGCAAACUUGGAAACUAUGGUAAUGGUAUAGACAGAAAGGAAGGAAAAUGAAGGGUGAAGUACACCAUGGCCAGUGACCAUGAGUGAAUGUUAGCUUCAAUUCGAGGUGAGCUCCAGUCGCCAGACGGACAGCCCAACGACUACCCACAACCAAUAAUACUAUGUAGCAUUUGUCCCACCUUAACCCCUACGAGACUACUAGUAAGCUACACCCUUAAACCUCUCUCUCUCUCUCUCUCUCAGGAAACUUUUCUUUUUCCGCCAAUUUAGAGAGGCGGAGCAAAGCAACAGUGGGACUUCUCGUGAUUUGCAGCUACCCAUUUUCAACUUCUCUUUUCUUUCUCUCUUUCUUCAUUCAACCCCCCAAAAAACAUCACCGCCUCUCUCUCUCUCUCUCUCUCUCUGGAGCCCUAAACAGUGCUGUCUUACCUUUCCUCUUUCAAUUUCUCGCACUCCUACCCAGUAAUUUCCAUUUCCCCAAACACCCCAGGAAAACGCACCUCUUGGUUGAACUGUCAUACGAUCAUAAUCCCAGCUCUCUGGGUGGUGGUGUUCUGAUCUUGGUUUUAGCUUUGGCAGCAUCUGGAUGGUGAAUGCUAGAUGGAAACUAGAGAUCUCAGUAUCUCUUGCAAUUUUGGGAUUUGGUCGGAUUGCAGACAACUUUGGAUGAUACGUGGCAUGAUUUUGGUUUAUGGGUUUCGUUUAUCUUUAAUGCUUUUGUAAACAAAUGGUUUAGUAGCAUUAAAUCCAUGAUCUGUAACAUCUAGAUGCAUCAAGUAAAUAUGGGUUCUUCUGAAAUUGUUGAAGCAAUUGAAGAAUUGGACUCGAGACCAAAAAUGGAUGAACAUAGUAGAAAGCGUCUUAUGCUGAAGCCUGGACAAAUAUGUUCCAUAGAGGAUGACAUUAAUCAACUUUUUGAGGCAAUAAACGUCAGAACUUCUGGUAGGAGAUCGACUCUCUUGCAACAAGUUGGUAAAGACAAAGACAGUCUACAGAAGAGUGCCAUGAAAAGACCAAUGAGGCCCAGUUCAUCUCAAGCUUCUGCAAUUGGAAUUUCAGAGUCUGUGAGUUUGAAGCAGGCAUUGAGAGGUUUAUGCAUCUCCCAAGCAUCAGAGAUGGCUGCUAUGAAGCGGUUAUCAAAAACAGCAGGUUCAUCAAGGGCCUCUGAAGCUGGAACUAUCAAGAGAUUGUAUAGGGCAGUGGAAGUUGAAGCUAGUGAAUCUGGUAUCCCCCUUAAUGAAAGUAAAGGCAACUUUGUGGAAAUCUCCCUUGUUCCAGAAAGUUCAUCAAAUUUCUCCGAGAAGACAAAUGAAUCUGGGAAAUUACCUGAGGCGGAACAACCAAACCAAAAUGCUCACAUUUCUACUUUUUUGGUGGAUGUACCAACACCAAAGGAAAAAAUGACCAAUUCAUUGCCUCCAGAAGUUGAGAUUGUUCCCUCGCCUUCUCAUGGUAGGUAUGAUGCUUCAACACCAGAGUUUGGGUCAAAUGGAAAGCCGAUAUUGGCACAUUCAUCAUCUGACAUUCACACUAGGGAACAACUGCCAGUGUUAGAUGAGACUGUUGUCACCUCGGCUGAAGUGCCAGUUAAAAUGGCAGAUCUAGAGAAGGAGGCAAAAGACAAGUUGCAUAAAACUGCAAGCAGUAGUCGAAACAUAAUCAGACCGGUUUUCAGGAAAAAGAACUCUGUUAAAAAGAAAGUAAAUCAGGACACAACUUCCAUCCCAAGCAACUCCAAUCAAUGUGAUGGCGAAGUUGAUAAUGAUUUUGGUCCCAGCACUAGUAAAAUGGUUUGCCAGGGGACCAAUUGUGCUACAAAGUAUGGAAGUAAGGAUAUUGAGAAAUCAAAUAUAGCAUCAAGCACUACAAAUGUUAGUGGUGAAGUCAGUCCAAAUCCUGUGGACUCUGGUCCUGGUAAACCAGUUUCAAGUUCAAAUUGUAUCACCAGAACCAGAACUUUAGUUUCAAGAUAUGAUGAACGAUCAAGAUCACGAGAAAAGGGGGAGUUCUCUCAAAGCUCAAAGAGUAGCAUUGGUGAGUACAGUAGCGGUACAAGCAAUAGUGAAGAGAGCACUCUAAGUGGGCAUAGCCGCAGUGGCUAUCGACCGCACAUGUCAAAAGACUUGAGGUGGGAGGCAAUUCGAUAUGUUCAGAAGCAGCAUGGGAGCGUAGGUUUGAGACACUUCAAGCUACUCAAGAAACUUGGUAGUGGGGACAUUGGAACUGUUUACCUUGCUGAAUUGAAUGGCACAAACUGCCUAUUUGCUUUGAAAAUAAUGGACAAUGAGUUUUUGGCUAGCAGGAAGAAAAUGCAUAGGGCUCAAACUGAAAGAGAGAUAUUGCAAAUGCUGGAUCAUCCGUUUCUCCCUACACUGUUUGCUCAUUUUGUAACAGAUAAAUUCUCGUGCUUGGUUAUGGAAUAUUGUCCAGGUGGAGAUCUGCAUGUUCUCCGGCAAAAGCAGCCUAACAAGAGUUUCUCUGAACAAGCAGCCAGGUUUUAUGUUGCUGAAGUGCUCCUGGCAUUGGAAUAUCUACACAUGCUUGGAGUUGUCUACAGAGAUUUAAAACCAGAAAAUGUUCUGGUCCGAGAAGAUGGCCACAUCAUGCUUUCUGAUUUUGACUUGUCACUCAGAUGUGCUGUUAAUCCCAAACUGCUCAAAUCAUCACCGGUUGCCGAGUCCCCUAAAAGGGAAUCGAGUCCAUGCACUGAUUCUAGCUGCAUACACCCUUUCUGCCUCCAACCAUCUUGGCAAGUCCCAUGCUUCACCCCUAGGCUCAUAUCCGCGGCAUCAAAAUCCCGAAAGCUUAAAGCUGACCUUGCCGCCCAAGUCAACCCCCUGCCCCAGCUUGUGGUGGAGCCAACCACUGCCAGGUCCAACUCCUUUGUAGGAACCCAUGAAUACUUGGCUCCCGAGAUCAUCAAAGGUGAGGGCCACGGUAAUGCUGUUGAUUGGUGGACUUUUGGGAUCUUCCUCUACGAGCUAGUCUAUGGUAAGACACCCUUCAAGGGUCCUGCAAAUGAGGAUACAUUGUCAAAUGUUGUUUCACAUAGCCUCAAGUUUCCUUCAACUCCUAUCGUUAGCUCUCAUGCUAGAGAUUUGAUCCGUGGACUGCUGGUAAAGGAUCCCGAGAACAGGUUUGGUUCUGUGAAAGGAGCAGCCGAGAUCAAGCAGCAUUCGUUUUUCGAGGGCCUGAACUGGGCGCUGAUACGGUGCGCUGUGCCGCCAGAGCUGCCAAACUGUUCUUUUGGGAAUGCCACUGCCGACAUAUCAUUGCAUAACAAGGAGAGCUCCAAGUGUGAGCAAGAAGAGUUUGAGAUGUUUUAGCUUGAACUACGUUGGUGCUGGAGAGGAAGGUGUUUUUUCUUUCUUCUUUUUUGUAAUGAGAUUUCUCAUACUUGUUGUAUCUGAUAUAUAUAUACAUAUAUAUAUAUAUAGCAGCUCGAUCGUA
This is a messenger RNA of Diospyros lotus (date-plum), 3452 nucleotides long. RefSeq names its product serine/threonine-protein kinase D6PKL1-like. Gene Ontology annotation, molecular function: protein serine/threonine kinase activity; ATP binding. The transcript has 3 exons. NCBI's taxonomy places the organism in Eukaryota, Viridiplantae, Streptophyta, Magnoliopsida, Ericales, Ebenaceae. The record is from RefSeq and is a predicted model, not a curated record. The coding region runs from base 770 to 3328 and encodes 852 amino acids. Gene Ontology annotation, cellular component: cytoplasm; nucleus; plasma membrane. Gene Ontology annotation, biological process: protein phosphorylation.